AUGUAUGAGCCAAUGUGGUACAAAACCAUAGAGGAGUACGUGCUAAGCCCCACUUUGUUGCCCAACCUCCUACUCGCGACGAGGACUGCGCUAUUUCCCGCCAACACUCGUCCAUCAUCUCAGAUAGCGGCCGUCAAUCCUGGAGGCGACAACAGUGGCGAUCAAACUGCAAGCCGUCUAGCCUCACUUUCCUCCAUCGCAGCCGAUGCCCCAUCCAAUGUGCCGAUCAAACGGGAACAGGGAAUCCAUCCAUCCAAAACGGCGAUCGCCUCUAUCAAGCGGGAAUGCGCAACCCGUAUUCUCGGUAUCAUGCCGCGCACCGCAGCACGAGCCUUCCUAGGUGUCCCCUCGUCGGAACCUCCGCCAAGCUACAGUGGUGAUCGUACCUGCAGCAACACCAACACUUCACGCUCCCUCGCCAUUUCGCCCCCAGCGCCCUUUGUCGCUAGCGGGGAUCUGAUGGCGCCUCAAGGGAAUGAUCCCCCGUUAUCAUCGCACUUGUCGGCGCCGACUCCUCCCGUUGCGGAGGGUGGCCACAUUGCCGCUGAGCGGCUGCACACAGACAAACAACCCGGAGUCGAUCUCGAGGAGCUGUAUCUCCUGGAAACAAUCGAGAAGGAUUUCCUGGAUGUAUUUGCGGAUAGUUACUGCAACAAACAUCUCAUCUACUCUAUCAUCGAGAUGGUGCUGGCCAAGGUACUCCCUGAAAUGACGGAGCGCAGCGUCCAAGACUUGAUGGAGGAUCGUGGGGUGGCGUCAGCGCCCCCUGCCUUCUAG
Molecule: messenger RNA, 777 nt
Organism: Penicillium soppii
Lineage: Eukaryota; Fungi; Ascomycota; Eurotiomycetes; Eurotiales; Aspergillaceae
Exons: 2
Coding region: 1-777 (258 amino acids)
Source: RefSeq, a predicted model, not a curated record